Messenger RNA from Fusarium odoratissimum NRRL 54006, 732 nucleotides. RefSeq lists its product as uncharacterized. The coding region runs from base 32 to 574 and encodes 180 amino acids. Gene Ontology annotation, biological process: polyketide metabolic process. NCBI's taxonomy places the organism in Eukaryota, Fungi, Ascomycota, Sordariomycetes, Hypocreales, Nectriaceae. The record is from RefSeq and is a predicted model, not a curated record. The transcript is spliced from 3 exons.
GCUUGAACAGUAUUUAGCAAUCUCCGCAAACAUGCAGCCUCCAGGUGUUAUUUCCCCUUGUCAGACAGAGCAAGAGCAGAGAAAUAUUGAUCUCUGCAAAGAAUAUAUGCGAAUAGCUUAUUCUCCCACCGAAAACAAAGGCGCUACAUCGGUUCAACAUCUCUGCCACCCAGACAGCUGGUUCUGGGCACCUGCUACAUUUCCCGGCUGCGAGACGCCCAUGGACUACGCGGACUCUCACUCCACCGUCAUGACCAGCGUUGCAGACCUCAAAAUCAUCCGCUUUGACCAGUCUUGGGCCAAGGAUGGACAUGUUCUGUUGAGGUACACGGCGCAGGGAAGUCAUUGUGGAGAGCCGUAUAAGGGUAUCUCCAAGACAGGGAGACAUGCGCAGUGGAGCGCUGCCGCGAUAUUUGAAGUCGAGGAUGGGAAAAUCAGAAGUUUCACCAAGGAUUGGGAUCAAAAAACUAUGCAGAUUCAGCUUGGAUGGGCACCAGUUCACGAGAGCGAUGACCCAAGAUGGAAUUCCAAAGCAUUAGAUAGUCCUGAGGAAGCUCGAAAGCAUAAUCAAUGAUUUUUAAGCAGUUUUCAAAGGCAGACACGAUUGCAUAGAUUGUCUUCUUCUAAGUUACACUGGACAGGCAUCAUAUUCUCAUCGACAUAUUCGUUGUCAUUCCUGUCAAUAUAGGCAUAUUCACGCCCCCGGCCCGUUAGCGGCGGCCAGACAAGAAC